Condylostylus longicornis is the source of this 3609-nucleotide messenger RNA. RefSeq names its product putative thiamine transporter SLC35F3. Bases 533 to 2200 code for a protein of 555 amino acids. NCBI's taxonomy places the organism in Eukaryota, Metazoa, Arthropoda, Insecta, Diptera, Dolichopodidae. The transcript is spliced from 11 exons. The record is from RefSeq and is a predicted model, not a curated record.
AAAAUCGAAAAUAUAAUAAAAUUGAAAUAAAGAAAAGAAUAUACACAUACAUGUAUAAAAUAAUGUAUUAGAUAACAAAAAUUUUCUAAUUGAGUUAAUUAAAAUAAAUUAAAUGAAAUCCUGAAAAAAAGUGUAUACUAUUAUAACAUUAAAGUGAAGAAAAAAUAAAAUUUUUCUUUGUGGCCAUAAUUUUCAUAUUAAUAAAAUUUUAAAAUAUUUAACAAAAAAUUAUUUUAAAUCAUACUAAUUUAUUAAUUUUUAAAUAAUAAUAUAAUUGCAUUUAUUAAUGUUCAAUUUAUGAUUAAUUAAAAAUAAUUUUUAAAUUUAAUUUUAAUACAAAAUAUUUUUCUAAAAAAUUAUCCUUUUUUAAUUGUGCUAUUCUUAUAUACAUAUAUUUUAUUAAUAUUAUUAUAUUUUCAAAAGGUUGUUUUCUUUAUACAUUAUUAUGUAUAAUAUGUACAUAAGUAAAUAAAUGUAUACAUAUAUAAUAUUAUGAAUUAAAAUAAAGUGAUGUUAAUCGGAAAAUGAUAUAAUGACUAAGGACGGGGAAAUACCCGCUAUUUUCAACCCAAAACGGGUUAGAACACCAUCAGUUGUUGUUACUGGUGAUUCACCGAAUGGUCCAUAUGGUGGAUUUACAAAUAUAAUUGAGGCAAAUAAUCCUUCACAAUUAACGCAACAAGAUUCAUUAACAUCAAGUCAUGGCGGUAAUGAACCUAACGAAAAUACAGGUAAUACUCAACCAUUACAGAUGACACCAAGCGGCGGUGUCGGUGGUUGUUUACCCAUUGAACAAAAUACACAAAUAACACCACGUACUGGUGGUGGUACAGCACCUAGUGAAAAUGAUGAUUUUGAAUCACCUGGCACUGAAAUUCCACAAUCACCAAAUGUUCAUAUUAGAAGACUUAGAGCUUGUAAAGAAUCAUGCUGUUCUGAAUUGGCACAAAAGAUGUAUUUUGGAGUUUGUGUUACAAUUUUAGUAACAGCAUCAUGGGUUGGUGCAACCCAUUGUAUAAAAUUUCUUUAUUUGAAUGUAUUUCGUACACCGACAAUCGAACCAACAACAAGAGAUUCUGAAAAGACUUCAUCUGUUCUAACAUCAGAAAUUGAUGAAAGAGGUGGCAGUAAUGAAGAUAAUUCAACAUCCGGAUUUUUAUUAACUCAUCAAUUAGGUCAAUUAAAAACUACAGCGUCAGUUUUUAAUGCACCAUUCUUUGCGUCAUGGUUUUGUACAAAUUUUUGUUUUUUCUUCUUUCCAAUUUAUAUUCUUGGCAGAAUAUCUGUUCGGAAAUGUGAUAAGCCAGGUGAAAUAUUAGGUGACGUUUUACGAGGUUUUCGUGAUAGAGGAUUUACGAUUGGCCGAUUCUUAAACCGUUGUAUUACAUUUUGCAUUCUAUGGGUUCUAACAACAUACUUAUAUGCUAUGUCAUUGCGCUCUUUAUUAGCUACCGAUGUAUUAGCAUUAUUCGCCACCAAUGUCGCAUGUGUCUAUUUAUUAUCAUGGGUUAUUUUGCAUGAGCAGUUUGUAGGAGUGAGGAUUGUAGCUGUAAUAUUAUGUGAUACAGGAAUUGCUCUAUUGGCGUAUAUGGACGGUAUAACCGGUAGUCCAACUUUGGCUGGUGUCGUUUUAUCAGCAUUGGCGGCAGCUGGUUAUGCUGUUUUUAAGGUUAUGUUUCGAAAAGUAAUGGGUGAUCCACCGAUUGGACAAAUUGCAUUUACAUUUUCAAUGUUAGGUUUUUUAAAUGCAACCUUAUUAUGGCCAGUAUGUGUCGGAUUAUAUUUAACUGGUACAGAGGUUAUGCCAUUUGAUCGACUGCCAUGGAUAAUAUUAUUAAUAGCCAGUAUUUUACUUUUAGUUUUCCAUAUUUUAACUCAAUUUAGUGCUGCAGUAACGUACAAUAUGUUUGUCACAUUGGGAUUAAUAACAGCAGUUCCAGUUUCUGGAGCACUAGAUGUAAUCCUUUAUAGUGCAACAUUUGCUGGUAUGAAAUUAGCUGGUGUUAUAUUAAUUGCGGUUGGAUUCUUUCUUGUUAUGUUUCCAGAAAAUUGGCCUGAUUAUAUUACAAGACUUUUAAGAAAAACUGGUCACGCUAUACUCCGUUGCCAAUGUUGUUGUGAAUAUGCUGAAAUUGAAAUCGAUAAUUCGAAAUAUCAUCUUGUUGGGUCACAACGCGAGUUUCAGAACUUAUACAUAUAAUCGAGGCUACGAAUACAUUUACAUACCGAGUAGUAACGAAGUAGGGGAAGAAAUGUGAUGUCAAAUACUUAUAGAUUCUGUUGAUUCAAUGCCAUUAGAUUAUGAAUGUUAAUGAAUAUAAUAUACAUAUAUAUGAAAUGUUAAAAAAGAAGGAUUUAAAAAAAAAAUUAAAAAGAUGAUAAAUUGAUGAGUCAAAUUAAAAUUUGUUAAAUAAAAUAAUAAAAAACAAACUAAACAUACAAAAAAACAAAAAGAUAAAGGCAUAUUGAAACAAAGUUGUAUAGUAUCCUGUAACAAAAUACAAGUAUACACAUAUAUUAUUUAAACAAUUAAAUAUGUAUAUAUGUAUGCAAAAACAUGUACAUAUAUAUUCUAAAAAAAAAUGCAUUAACACAUUAACAAAUAAAAGGUAUAGAUAUGAUUAAAAUUAAAUAAAGUAUUUAAAUAUUGAAAAUUUCAAUUUGUCAAUUUUCAUUUGACAUUUUGUAAUAUUACAUAAUUGUUUUGUUGUGUGGUAUAAGCGUGCACAAUACAAAAAAAAAAAUAAGAAAAAAAAAUGCUUCUUCUGCUACUUGUGGCCAAUUUGUUGAUUAAAAGAAAACAAAACAGUUUGUGAGAGUGGUAACACUUCUAAUUUUAAUAUUUUAAAGUAUAUUUUUGCAAAUAAUCAAUUUAUGAAAAUUUUAAAACAAGAAAUGCUUCCUCAUUGCUUUUUAAUGUGUUUGCUUUCAAGAAAAUGUAUAAAAAAAUUAAGAAAUUAUUACUGUAGAAAAUUGAAUUCUUUCAACAUUUUUCCAAUUAUAUAUUUUUUUUUUAUAUGUGAGUUAAAACAAAAGUUUGGUGUUAAUAUUUUUCUUUUACGCAAUUUCAGUAUUUCAGUAAUGCAAAAGGAACAAACAAAAAAAAUCCCAUUAGCACAUCCCUAUAAGCAAUUUAAAAAUUUUAUUUGAGUAAAAAUUUAAAGUAAUAAUGGCUUUAAUAAUUUUCUUAAUUUUAUUGCAGUAAAAGUUUGUUAUUUCCAAAAAAAUGUUGAAAUGCUUUAAUUAAGUUUUCAUUAUUUUCCAAAAACAUCCCUAAAUCAACAAAACCCCUAAAAGUCAGAUUUAAAACCAAAGAGACUUAUAUACAAUAUUAAUUUUACACUAUUUAAAGGGUUAUUUUACACUAUAUAAAAAUUUAAAUUAAAAUGCAAUAAAGAACUGGAAAUACACGUUUUUCCAUACUUCUUCGAACUGUUUUAUGACUUUCUUUAAAUUAUUUAUUUUUCCUCAAUAAUAUAGCGGUCAGUUUCUGCGCCUGUUACAAAUAUAUUUAUAUUUAUGGACAACCAAAGAAAAUUGUAUUUGAUAGGAACAGCAAAAUAUAUAUGAGGAAAUUUUCAUUAUUUAGAUCUGUUCAAAUUUGCACAU